Messenger RNA from Ostrea edulis (European flat oyster), 3018 nucleotides. RefSeq names its product 5-hydroxytryptamine receptor-like. Gene Ontology annotation, biological process: adenylate cyclase-activating adrenergic receptor signaling pathway. The coding region runs from base 690 to 2513 and encodes 607 amino acids. Lineage: Eukaryota; Metazoa; Mollusca; Bivalvia; Ostreida; Ostreidae. Gene Ontology annotation, molecular function: G protein-coupled receptor activity; dopamine neurotransmitter receptor activity, coupled via Gi/Go. Gene Ontology annotation, cellular component: membrane. The transcript is spliced from 5 exons. The record is from RefSeq and is a predicted model, not a curated record.
AAGAAAAAGAAUUGGCCAAUUCAAUGCGCAAGUGCGGACAUGGGAAGAGCUUCAGACUAACCGUGGAGCUGCAGAGUCUCCCAGUCACGGCGAACAGUGGCCGUGUAAUCCUUAUAUAUAAGAUUCUCCUAACCAUACAACCGAUUGAUUGCAGUAUCGACCGAGCUAUAAAAAUUUCCUCGGGACCUAAACGGGGUAUUAACAGAGAUCCCACUCUGAAAGUCGUCACGUGCGUGCUUGGAUUACUUUCCUCAAAUAAAGAAAAACAAUAAUUUCCAGAGGGAACGAUAGUGAAUAGGCAAUACACAACCACACGUGAGCCAACUACUAAAAUAGUUCUUGGAUAUAAUUAUCAAAUAACCCAAAUCACUGCUCGUAGCUCAGGAAUUUACAUGUGAGUCAAUAUUUGCAUUUUAAGAAUUUCAUUUUGGAAUUUGGAUUGUGCAUUUUUCUGUGCAUGUGAUUGUGGCGAAGUGGAAGGUUCUUACAACAAGCAUCACAGGUCGACGUAUGAGGAGAAAGCCCCCAAAUGGCACACGAGGCUGCGAUCGAUGCAGUACUUUACAGCGAUGUGUUGAUUUCAGUUCGUACAUUACCUUUUGACAGUUUUCGAUGAACAGGUUGAAUAAUUAUUCGUAGUAAAAAAAAAAAAGACAAGAAAAAAAAAAAAAAAAGACGAUGAGGACACUAUGGUAGAAGUCUUUGAUUACAACAUGGCUUCCUCUAAUCUUCACACUAGAGGGAAAGGGACUUUUAUAGGAAAGCUUUCUCCGAGUGAGUCUGCACUGGAUCAGACGACCUCCAAAGUAUUGCAAUUAGCUACAGAAAGGGCGAGUGGUGGACUCAGAAAGGCUAAUCUGAUUGCGCCUUAUUCGAGUGGUCAAUCCGGAAAUGGCAAAGAGGAAACAACAUCCCAGUCCAUAUCAGAAUUUUGGAACGACCUUAUAUGUUCCGGUUUGAAUGAUACUGAGGCGGAAUACAUAAACAUGUGUAUGAAUAAUAGUGCCAAUUCUUCAUCAACAGUGUCCUAUGUAAAUAGUACUUUUGUGUAUGACAAUAGUACUUCCGUCCCCGAGAUGGGGGGUGAGUACUGGGUCCUCUUUUUGAUUCUAAUUCCCCUACUGACAGUUUUUGGCAAUGUCCUGGUAGUCAUGAGUGUUUACAGAGAGAGGAGUCUAAGAACGGUCACCAACUACUUUAUCUGCUCGCUCGCUGUGGCCGACAUUAUGGUUGCUGUCAUGGUGAUGCCCCUGGCUAUUUACCUCGAGGUUACCCAAAUAUGGUUGCUAAGCGAUAUUCUUUGUGACGCCUGGGUAGCUUCUGAUGUCCUAUCCUGUACCGCGUCCAUUCUGAACCUAACAGCCAUUAGUGUAGAUAGAUUCAUCGCUGUGACCCAGCCUAUUAAGUAUUCCAAACACAAGAACUCCAAGCGCGUGUUUGUGACUCUUGCACUGACCUGGAUCAUAUCUCUGGCGAUUGCCGCUCCCAUAGCCCUGGGAGUCAAUUACUCAGCCAUAAGGAAGAAAGGAAUGUGUGCUUUCUUUAACUCUGAUUUUCUCAUAUACUCUUCGAUGGGAUCCUUCUACAUUCCUUCCAUUAUCAUGAUAUUUCUCUACUGGCGAAUAUACCGUGUGCUGCAUUUACGGGCUCGACAUGCCAAUAAGUACAAAAAAGCCAAAAAAUCAAAACUUAAAAACGAAGCAAAUGUGAUAGAAAACUCUGCGACUGUGAACGCAGGUCGGGCGGAGCCGUCUUCUACAACACAGUUGAAUGUUGCUAUAGACAACGGAAAACUAUCAACGUAUAAUACUAACAAAUCGUCGGCUCAGUUAACCAUGCAAAUUAGCGAGGAACCGUCUGUAAACGUAAAUUCCGAUUCUAGUGACAGAUAUAAUGACGACGGAAGCGGUCAGAAAAGUCCCGGAAGUGAAGAUUGCGAAGACGAUGGAGUUGUCGGUGCGUUAAUAGUUAAUCCAGUGGCAGUUCGCCAUGUUGAGAUUCGACUUGAUGGUAACGGAAAUGGAACAUGCGUGGCUGAAACUCAAACGGACGAUGAAACCAAAUUCAGUGAAAAUAACGAAGUUAAAUCAAGAGCGACAAUUGUGAAUGAUAAUGAAUGUACAUUAAAUUCAAAUGCUCGAAACUUAAAUGCACAGAGACGAAAAGACAAACGUGGAGUGGCCAAAUUUAAUUUCCACAUGCGCACUAGCCGGAAGCGGAAAGAAAAAUCUUCCAAUCGUAAAGAACGCAAAGCCACAAAAACCUUAGCAAUUGUGUUGGGUGUGUUCCUCUUCUGUUGGAUGCCAUUUUUCACGAUAAACAUCAUCAACGCCAUUUGUUUGCGGUACGACGGGAUAAACACGAACCCGAUGUGUCAUCUAGACAACAUUCUCUUCUCCUUGUUCACAUGGCUAGGAUACAUCAACAGCUUUCUCAACCCGGUUAUUUAUACGAUAUUUAAUCCAGAGUUCCGAAAAGCAUUCAAGAAGAUUCUUAUUGACGGGUGUCGCUAGUGAUGGUGUGGAUUCCGAAUUAUGAGAGAUUUUAUCCACAGAGGAGAUCCGAUAUCAAUCGACAUUGACCUUUUGUGCGGUUCAUAAGACAGCCUUGACCUCUAAAUUCACACUCCAGGGUCCGUUAUUUAUUUAUUAUGACAUAUAUAAAACAAAUAACACAACACUUUCUCUCAUAGAGAUUUGUACACAAGUUCCCUCCCUUACAUACCCCCUUGUAUGUCAAACUAACGUUAUUGAUUUAGUUUGAUUAAUCGUUUUACACCAUCAUCGUAAAUUGUACGUGAUUAUUGUGACAAUGCGCAUGGCUAGCUUAAAUUACAGAACCAUUGACAUCCACGUGCAGUUCACCCCAUUCUAGUUGUGCAAUGAAUUUUGUAUGGUAAUGUUUUAUAAAGAAAAACUAAUCAUGAGCUCUUAGCUCGGCUUAUUGUUAUGUAAAAAAGAUGUAUGUACACACAUUUGACAUAUGUGACUUAUAUUUAUUAAAGAUACAAAAAGCUAA